CCCCGCGCCUCCAAGAUGGCUGCGGAGCGUGACACGCCUGGUCACGUGGGCCGCGCGCGCGCCGCGCCGCUUCCCCCCCCCUCCUCCUCCGCCCCCCCCGCCAGCCGCGCGCGCGCGCCCCCGGGGCCCGAGAGUGUUGUGACUCGGUCCGGUGCGUCCCGCCGCCGCCGCCGGUUCUUAAAGGGGCAGGCACCUCCCCACCCUCCCGGCCCGGCGGCGGCUGCCCCGGCCCGCCGGCGGCCCAGCCGCCCCGCGCCGCGGAAAACAAAGAGGCACCGGAAACAGCGGCGGCGGGGAGGGGGCCGGCCCGGCGGGGGGCGGGAGGCGGGGGGAGGGAGGGCCGGCGGCGGGCGGGGGGGGGGGGGGGGGCAGGCCCGGGCCCGGCGUCGGCGAACAAAGAGCGGCGGGAGGGGGCGGGGGCUCCGCAGCGGCACCGGAGCGCCGGCCCAGGCCAUCGGUGCAGGAUCCAAGGUGCUGGUGUGUCACCCUGCCUGGAGCCUGAGGUCCCGCGUGCCCAUCCGCCUCCCGACGUCACCAAUGCGACCAUGGGAACUGGCAGUGAAUAGGCGGCCACCCUCUGCCCCUUUUAACCAGCGCCGUUUCUCGGGGGGACCCUGCAGCAGCCCCGACCACCUCCGGCGAAGCCCCCCUGCCAGGCGUCAGUGGGGACGACGCGACCGACCUCUGGCAACCCUGCUGGGCCAGGAUGAGCCCCAGCUGCACCCUGCCUUCCCCCAGCAGCCGCCCGUCCCUGUAGAUGAGCCCCGCGCCUACGCUCUCCCCAGCACGCCGCCACGAAUGCUUCACCCGGCCGCUCACCCGCCCCACCAGAACCCAUUCAUGGUGGAUCUGCAUGACCAGGUGCACCAGGGACCUGUCCCUCUCUCCUACACGGUUACCACCGUCACGACGCAAGGCUUCCCCAUCCACGCCGGCCAGCACAUCCCUGGGUGCAGCACCCAGCAGCUCCCAGCAUGCUCAGUGAUGUUCAGUGGACAGCACUACCCGCUCUGCUGCCUCCCACCCCCGCUGAUCCAGGCAUGCGCCAUGCAACAGCUCCCCGUCUCCUACCAGACGUUCCCCCCCAUCAUCUCCAGCGACCAUUACAUCCUGCACCCCCCCCCGCCGCCAGUGCCCCCCCACCAGCCACCCCACAUGGCCCCCCUGGGGCAGUUUGUACCUCUCCAAGCCCAGCACCCACGCAUGCCUCUGCAGAGGAUAGACAAUGAUGUGGACCUGCGAGGGGAGCAGCACCCCAUCGCGGGCUUCACGUACCCCCCGUCCCACCACGCUCCCACGCUGUCCCCCUCCGUGCCGCUGCAUUACCUCCCCCACGACCCGCUGCACCAAGAACUGCCAUUCGGCGUGCCAUACCCCCACAUGAUGCCCCGGCGGCUGAACACCCAGCGGUACCGGCUGCAGCAGGCGCUGCCCCCCCCGCCGCCCCCUCCGCCGCCCCCCCCGUACUACCCGAGCUUCCUGCCCUACUUCCUCUCUAUGCUUCCCGUGUCGCCGACGGCUGUGGGGCCCACGAUCAGCCUAGACCUGGAUGUGGAUGAUGUGGAGAUGGAGAAUUACGAGGCACUGCUGAACCUGGCCGAGCGGCUGGGGGAGGCCAAGCCGCGGGGACUCACCAAAGCAGAUAUCGAGCACCUCCCGUCCUACCGCUUCAACCCUGAGAGCCACCAGUCCGAGCAGACCCUGUGCGUUGUGUGCUUCAGCGACUUCGAGGCCCGGCAGCUUCUCCGCGUCCUGCCCUGCAACCACGAGUUCCACGCCAAGUGUGUCGACAAAUGGUUAAAGGCGAACCGCACGUGCCCCAUCUGCCGGGCGGACGCGUCGGAGGUGCAGCGGGAGGCGGACUGAGGCUGGCGGGCGCUUUGCCGCACAAUUCGCUAGAGGACGAGGACGCCGGGCCAGGGGCGGGGGCCGCUGCCCGCUGCUAGGGCCUGACCCUGCGCUUACCCCCCCCUCCCCAAAGCCUCUCCUCGGAUGUGGUGAGCAUUGAGCAGUCCGGGCUCCGGGCCAGCCCUCCUCCUCCCCGCCGGGGCACGGACUCGGCCGGACGCCUGCCCGCUGCGCUCCCAGGGCCCUGAAUCGUGUUGUGCUGGAGGCGGGAGGCGCGUGGCCGUGCCCUCCGUGCUCCAAAGACGCUGUUGUUCCUCCAUCACUUUCCAGGUCUUUGUACUCCUCUAGGGAAUUAGUGUUUUUUCCCUUUGUCACCUUUUUUUUUUUUUUCAUGGUAGGUUCCCCCCCCUCCGUUUCCCUUUUCCGUUGCGUUUUUGGUUCUAUGGCUGUUUGACCCAGUGGCGCGCAGGCGGCUCCUCCCCUCGGCGUUGCUUGCGGAGGAUGCAGGGAGGAGAGAGGAGGGAGUGCCGCGGGUUUGAUGCCGGCGGCACCCUGAGCCGGAGCGCUGGGCCGGCCCCGGGGGCAGCCGGCGGAGGUGGCCAUUGGAGCGUGGCCAAGGUGGGACACCAGCAACCCCACGGCAUGGCCGGGGCAGGAACGACUCUGUCCCCGCUCCCGCACACGGCCCGGCGCAGCCCCUCUCCCGCCUCGGCUGCCCUGGGGAGCCCCGGUGGGUUAUGGCUGCUUGGGGUCUUUCCCCGGUGGGAGGACGGUGCUGGCACGGCCCCGGCCCCUCUCCCCGUUCAUUCCCCUGUGCCCGGCCGGCGCAGCUCCGGGGGCCAGGCCGUGUGGCAUCCUGCGAGGCAGCCCGGCCUGUGUGGUGGGCGACCCCAGCCCCGUCCCAGUGGCCAUGGGCAUGCGGUGUCCCUGGUGACCCCCGCCGCCUGGCCCCCGGCUCCCGCUGUGGUUUCUCUGUCCCGCCGCCGUAAAUCGAAACAGCCCCGCGCCCCCGUCCUGCUGGCUGGACGGUGCGGUGCGGUGCCCCCGGCCGGUGCGCAGCGGGGGGCCGGCCGGGCUGUGGCGGGUGCCCCCCGGCCCCCGGAGUGGGGGGUUUUUUAUCCAUAACCUCGUGGUGUAUUUUCAGUGCUACCCCUGGCCCUGCCCCGGCUGGUGCGGGGGGAGCUGUGAGCAGCCCCCCGCCGCCAUAUCCCCCCCCUACCCACGCGGGGCCAGGCAGGUUGGGCCGCCCCGUCGGAGCGGGGCCGGGAGAGAAGCCGCCACCACGCCGCCGCCCGGCUCCAGCAAUCCCGCGUGGCCGUUGUUUUGCAUGAUUAAUUAGCGAGGAGGGUGACGGGAGGCGGUGGCAGGGGGGGGCGGCGGUGAGAGGACCGCCCUCCCCUCGCGGCGCGUGUUGCUGACGCCUGGGAGCCUCCGAGCGGACGCCAGCCCUAUGUAAAUGUUCACAAAUAUGCAUGCAUGUCUGACCAGCUUGGAACGUGGUCUUGGCUACGUCUAGCCGGCUGUGGGGUGAGGGGGGGUGGGGAGAGGGGUUUUUGUGCUCAGCUGAUACUGCCAUGCACUGUACUGCACAUGUCCGCAACGCCACAGCAGGACCGUGAGACUUUCAGGGCCGUCCCCGCGGGGUCUGCGCCCCUCCGAGCGGGAGGCGGCGGCAUGGGGGGGGCGCCCGCGGCGGCGGCGUGUGCAAGGGGACGGGGUGGGGGGGGGGGGGUGGUGGGGGGCCGCUCCCCGCGGGGCGGGGGGCAGGCGGCGGGGCUGGCCCCCGGCGGUGGCCCUGGCCGCCACGCUGGGGCUGGGUGCGAGGCGAGGGGCCGCGCCCGGCAGGUGGGUGGGCGGGACGCCGUUCCCCGCGCUGCCGCGCCACAGGUCCGGAGCGGCGGUGUCAGUCACCGGGCUGCUGAGGUAGGCCCGCUCCCGGUUGGCAGAGGGCCGCGCGCCGCCUCCGCCAAUCGGCGGGCCUCUCCCGGCACGCCGGUGGGCCGGCCCCGGUCUCUGCCCAGCCAGUCAGGCGCGGGGGGCAGCGAGCGGCGUGCGGCUAUUGGCCGGCUCCCCCUUGCCUCCCUUUCCCAGCCUCUCCGGCGGCCGCCCUCCGCGCGAAGCGUCGAGGCCGAGGGCCCCGGCCCGGCGCCACCAGCUCCGCCGCGGCGCGGGCGCUGGCACCGCUGGGCUCGGUGCCCCUUGGGCAGGACCCCGGCCCCCUCCCCGUCCCUCGCUCAGUGACAGAUAACCAAAGGAGUCCCCGUGCCGCGCGGCGGCCUCGCGCCCCCGGAGACGCCCCCCUCCUCCCCUCCCGCCCUCGCGGUGCCCAGGGAGCCAGGAAAGCCUUACGGUCCUUUGACGGCGACUCGAAAGCUCACAGCUCGUGUGCUGCAGAAUUUAUUCCAAUGAGCAGCUAAAAGUAUCAUUUAAAAAAAAAAAAAUAACAAAAAAAAAUUACAAAAAAAAAUACUAAAAAACAAUUAUUUAGGGUGUUUGUGAUUGCUGACUGCGCUGUAGAUACCACUGUUUACCAAUGAUUUCCUGUGGUGGGAUAGUGGACUGUUUACUGUUCUAUUAUACCAGUCCCCGGGCCCUCCGGUGGGACCCCCGCGGCCCCCGCGGCUCCCCGGAAGGUGCUAGGACGUGUGUUCUGUGUUAGAAAGUUUUUAUAUAUAUAUAUAUAUAUAUAUAAAUAUAUAUAUAUAAUUUUUUUUGCUCUGUUACUUGCACAUUUUACAGUUACCUCAUUUUUCCCAUGUAUGUAUUUGAAAAAAGGCUAAUAUAUAGAAAAAAAAGGUUCUUAAAGCUCUAAAAGUGUUUGGUUUUUUUCCAUUCCAUUGGAAUCAUAUUGGUUUUGUAGCAUUUAACAUAACUAGUAUGUUGUAUUAUAUAUAUGUGUAUUAUACUGAUUGAAAUUUUUAACAGAUUUGUACUUUUUUUAAAAUGAAAGUUGCUAGUUCUGCUUGACCAAGUAGUGCAAUCAUUAUUUUUUUUAAUGUUGUGGCUGAUUUUGAGAGGGAUAUUCACUAAUAAAUGUAUGAUGUAUACCAA
Messenger RNA from Harpia harpyja (harpy eagle), 4899 nucleotides. It is a transcript of the gene RNF44, whose product is annotated as ring finger protein 44. The record is from RefSeq and is a predicted model, not a curated record. NCBI's taxonomy places the organism in Eukaryota, Metazoa, Chordata, Aves, Accipitriformes, Accipitridae.